Messenger RNA from Nothoprocta perdicaria, 2262 nucleotides. RefSeq names its product F-box protein 34 (gene FBXO34). The record is from RefSeq and is a predicted model, not a curated record. The transcript is spliced from 3 exons. Gene Ontology annotation, molecular function: protein binding. The coding region runs from base 29 to 1672 and encodes 547 amino acids. Lineage: Eukaryota; Metazoa; Chordata; Aves; Tinamiformes; Tinamidae.
CGGCGCCGCGCCGGCCGCGCUCGGGACCAUGAGGAGCUCCUGCAGAGCCGGCCUGCACAGGGACCCGCUCGGCGCCCCGGCCUUCCUGCAAGCGAAACGGGUCUCUGGGAUGCACCUAAAGCCAUAUCUCAAGUUACAGAAGAAAGAGCGAUCUCCAGAAAUAAGCCAGGACUCGCUGCGAAGCCCCCCUAUGAGCCAUCAGCGAGCCCCCCAAGAGGAAAAAUACGCCGACAGCUGCACCAGACUGAGYGCUUUCCCCAGAGCCGCCCUCGUGCCUCCAUCCCGAAAGCUGCUGGGACUUCUUUAUCCGAAUACUAUGUGCAAUAUGAGCGGGAAAGCUCCGGCAGACGGCCCGAGCGCCAGGGAGAAGAAGAGUGGCCUGCCUGCCACGAUCCACCAGGGCGAGGAGGGGGACGGCCCGCUGGACGUGUGGGCCGUCGUGAAGCCGGGCAACACCAAGGAGAAAAUCGCCUUCUUCGCCGCCCAGCAGGGCAGCGGCGGCAGCCGUUUCGGCCCCGUGAAGCUCAAGAGCACGUGGGAUAUCGACGGGCGGGCGGCGAAGCGAAGGAAAAAAUCGGUGGACCUUAAAAAAGCCAAGCUGCAGCUGGAGCGGGUGCGGGAGGCGAGCGCGCGGGGCGCCCCGCCGGAGCCCUUCGCCUGCGGCAUCGAGCACUGCUCCGUGCACGGCGACGGCGGCGGCGAGGGCGCCUUCGCGGGCCGCGCGCUCUCCGUGGCGGAGAUGGUGGCGUUCCUGGAGCAGCGCGCGGGCGCCCUGCUGGCCGACUGCGCCAAGCCGUGCUCCGCGCAGGGCCGCGGCGAGGGGGCGGCCAAGGAGCCGGCCGCUCUCGCCAAGCAGCACCCGCACCCCGCUAGGAAGGAGCCCUUAUGCAUCAGCAUAGCGGCCUGCAAGACUGAGAAAGGGUGCGGGAGGGAGAAGCUCUGGAACUCCAGCUCCGGCGAGGAGCCGCUCCCGGGGAGGCUGUUCUUCCUCCAGAGCGACCAACCUGCUGCCCAAGAGCCACAGGCGCUGAGGGAAGGCGGCCAGGAGAAGGCGGGAGCCGCCGCGCAGCGGGAGGACGCGCCGGGAGCCGGGCAGCCCCGCGGCGCCUCGGCAGAGCCGCUCGCCCUGCCCGCUCCUCCCGCGGACGGGGCUUUGCCGGGACUUGACGCCUCCUGCCUGAAGCGGCAGGUCUCGCACGACUUCCUGGAGACCAGGUUCAAAAUCCAGCAGCUCCUGGAGCCGCAGCAGUACAUGGCCUUCCUGCCCCACCACAUCAUCGUCAAGAUCUUCGGCUUGCUGCCCACGCGGAGCCUCGUGGCCCUCAAAUGCACCUGCUACUACUUCAAGUUCCUCAUCGAGUACUACAACAUCCGCCCGGCGGAUUCCCGCUGGGUCCGCGACCCUCGCUACCGGGAGGACCCCUGCAAGCAGUGCAAGAAGAAGUACGUGAAGGGCGACGUGUCGCUGUGCCGCUGGCACCCCAAGCCCUACUGCCAGGCGCUGCCCUACGGGCCGGGCUACUGGAUGUGCUGCCACCGCUCGCAGAAGGGCAUCCCGGGCUGCAAGCUGGGCCUGCACGACAACCACUGGGUGCCCGCCUGCCACAGCUUCAACCGGGCGCUGCACAAGAAGCCGCGCGGAGCCGGCGCCGACRCGGAGGACGAGGGGUAAGGAGCGUCCGGAGCCGCCUCUGCCGCCCUGUGCUGUUUACAGUGUACAUAGAGUGUUCUCACAGGGCCACCAAACUGCACAUCCCCAAACACGAGAGCCUUGACCUGGUAGGGGAGAGCGAGCUUUUAGUCCACCUCUGUAAAUAACACUAUAAAACCCAGUUGUACAUAGGGAGUCUCCAGCUGGCUGAGCAGCGUCCUCACUACAAUGCAGCUACCGUGGUGUUGCAGCUAGAGGUGUGCGUGUGUGGUUUUAAGUGUCUCGUUUCCAAAAAAUCUGUAUAUCCUGUAUAAUAUAUGAAUGUUCCUGAGAGGAAACUCUAAAGAGGUAAAGGUCAACGUGGCUAAAGAACCUUCAAACAAUUUAACUGGACAACCUUAAACCUAGACUAGAACAGAUACAUUUAUAGUAGUGCGGCAGUGGAUAAAAGGAGAGGAAUAUUAUUGUAUAGUCAGAAUAUAAAAAAAAAAAAAGUUCUUGUCUUCCUUAUCCAUGUUGUCUGGUUAUUAUAUUUUUUUUUUACUGUAAUAAAAUGUGCAUUCUAGAUCUGCCUUAUCUGACUUUCUUGUAAAACAUAUAUAUUUUUUUUU